This is a messenger RNA of Papaver somniferum (opium poppy), 1035 nucleotides long. RefSeq names its product syntaxin-61-like. The record is from RefSeq and is a predicted model, not a curated record. Bases 169 to 897 code for a protein of 242 amino acids. The transcript has 8 exons. Gene Ontology annotation, cellular component: membrane. Gene Ontology annotation, biological process: Golgi vesicle transport. Lineage: Eukaryota; Viridiplantae; Streptophyta; Magnoliopsida; Ranunculales; Papaveraceae.
GUAUUUUCUUUUCCUUUUUUCUUUCACACUCUCUGAAAUUCCUUUUCCAUCUUCUCAAGCUCUCCAAAUUUCAAAGAAGAAGAAAAGAAAAUUUCGUUUCUACAAGUAAAAAUUUCAACCAACAACAUAACAGAGAUUAUCCGCAUGAUAAUGUAAAUAAGGUUAAAAAUGUCUUCACCACAGGAUCCUUUUUACAUUGUUAAGGAAGAAAUUCAAGAUUCUAUUGAUAAACUACAAUCUACUUUUCACCAAUGGGAGACUGUCUCUUCAAACACUGGAGAGCGAGUCCAUCUAACGAAAGAGCUACAAACUGGUUGUGAAAGCAUUGAGUGGCAGGUGGAUGAAUUGGAUAAGGCGAUUGCUGUGGCAUCUAGAGACCCUUCCUGGUAUGGCAUUGAUGAAGUGGAGCUUGAGAAACGUAGAAGAUGGACAAGCACUGCUCGCACUCAGGUGGGUGUCAUGAAGAAAGCUGUCGAAGCUGGAAAAGCUAGAAGUGCGAACGGUAUGCGCCAGGAGCUAAUGAGGGUCCCUAAUGAUCCUUACCAGGCAGGCAAAUCCAGAUCAUAUGCAACACAAGAUAAUGAUGAUUUCAUAUCAUCCGAGUCAGAUAGACAGAUGCUCCUCAUAAAGCAACAAGAUGAUGAACUGGAUGAGUUAAGUGCAAGUGUGCAAAGAAUUGGAGGUGUGGGGCUUACUAUACACGAAGAACUUACAGGACAGGAGAAAAUCAUACAUGAACUUGGAUUAGACAUGGAGAGUACUACAAAUCGUCUUGAUUUUGUUCAGAAAAAAGUGGAGAUGGUUAUGAAGAAAGCUGGGGCGAAGGGACAGAUUUUGAUGAUUAUAUUCUUGGUAGUUUUAUUCAUUGUUCUGUUUGUUCUGGUGUUUUUCACCUAAAGUUCAUAGAUAAGAGAGAGAUAGAGCGAGAGUAUUUGGUAGUCGAAUCAAUACAUUAUACAUAGAUGUGUGCAUUGCAGACAUUGAAUUUCUUGAAAUAAAUCCACUUUGUCAUAUCCCUCUUCUGCAGAAUUAUUA